Messenger RNA from Sardina pilchardus (European sardine), 2504 nucleotides. Its product is annotated as sulfotransferase 6B1-like. Lineage: Eukaryota; Metazoa; Chordata; Actinopteri; Clupeiformes; Clupeidae. The coding region runs from base 455 to 1348 and encodes 297 amino acids. Gene Ontology annotation, molecular function: sulfotransferase activity. The transcript is spliced from 8 exons. Gene Ontology annotation, cellular component: cytoplasm. The record is from RefSeq and is a predicted model, not a curated record. Gene Ontology annotation, biological process: sulfation.
UGUGGAGACAACUUCGGCCGUUCAAAGUUGAGGUUUUGUCACUUGAAAGCUGCAUAGGCUAUCCUUUUUUUCAUAAGCGUCUCACACCAGAUUUUUAAAGCUAAUAGGCCUACAGUUGUUUAUGUAAGAUUACUGAUGUAGCAUCCAUGUUUCUCACACAUUCCGACGGCAGUUGAGCACUUGCUGUGGGAAAAACAAAGCAAUCACGGGACCGGGCCCUGAUAUUCCCAGGUGGCAUGAACGGACCAUUUUGUUUCGUGUUGUAGAAUCCCCUGUGCUGCAGGCAGCAGCCCCUGCACCCGCUGAGCGUGCGCUAUCUAGACUAUCGGCAAGAGCUUGAGACACUUUCCACGACCGUGGGAAACCAAAUCGGCUAUCACCUGCCCGGCUUUUCUCUUCCACAGAGUUUCCUCUCCUCAGUGCUCUCUCUCUUCGCCCCUUCCGUCUGUCCAUUAUGACCCAAACGCCGCCCUCGGUCCUCGCCUUCCUGGAGAGGGCCAAGAAUGUCAAGGACGAGGACAAGAUGCACCGCUUCGAGGGUCGCCUCUACCCCACCGUCGUAAGCCCUGCCGUGAACCUGGAGGCCCUUAGGACCAUGGAGGCGCGGGCUGACGACGUGAUGCUGGUGGCCUAUCCCAAGUGUGGAUUCAACUGGGUAGUGGCAGUGCUGCGGAGAAUCAUAGCAGCCUCCAGCGGCGUUAAGGACUCCUCAGACAUUACUCAACUGAUUGAGUUCCUCACACCAGAGGGACAGAAGGGAAUGGCUGGACAGCCCUCUCCAAGGAUUAUUGGGACACAUCUGUACCAUGAAAUGAUCCCUGCGUCUUUUAAAGAAAAGAAAGCUAAAGCGCUGGUUGUGUGGAGGAACCCAAAGGACACUGUGGUCUCCUACUUCCACUUCAUGAACAAGAACCCAGUGCUGCCCAAUGUGGAGUGGAACCAGUUCUUCUCAGACUUCAUGAGUGGAGAAGUCGGCUGGGGUUCAUAUUUCGAUCAUGCUCUUGCCUGGAAUAAGCAUAUGGAUGAUCCAAAUGUAAAGAUUGUUACAUUUGAGGAGUUGAAACAGGACCUGAGUGAAGGCAUCAGGCAGAUCUCCCAGUUCUUUGGCUUCCCGCUGACUGAGGAACAGGUCCAGUCCAUUCACUCAGAGAGCACCUUCAGUGCUAUGAGUGCCAACAGUGUGCUUGGGCAGAACAUGGGCAGUGUCCUCUUCAGAAAAGGUGAGGUGGGCGACUGGAAGAACCACUUGAGUGAGGCCCAGAGCCAACAGAUGGAUGAGGAGUUCAACAAGACACUAGCAGGAACCAAACUGGGGGCCCUGCUCAAAUACGACACCUACUGCAAGUAGGGAGGAAAUAGCCACAAGCUACCUUACAGGAUGUGUAUUCUUAAAUGUUAAAAUAUUGUUGUUUCAAAACGCAAAGCAAAGGUGAAUAGCACCAAAAUAAUAAUAAUAAAAAUGUUUGUAAUGAUAUAUUCUGUGAAGGCUUUCCACAAGGUUUAGAAGUGUGUUUAUGGGCAUUUUUUACCAUUCUUUCAGAAGCGCAUUUGUGAGGUCACACACUGAUGUUGGACAGGAGACUGGCUCUCAGUCUGUGCUCUAAUUCAUCUCAAAGGUUCUGUUGGGUUGAGGUCAGGACUCUGUGCAGGCCAGUCAAGUUCAUCCACACCAAACUGUCAUCCAUGUCUUUAUGGACCUUGCUUUGUGCACUGGUGCACAGUCAUGUUGGAACAGGAAGGGGCCAUCCCCGAGCUGGGCUUGGCCUCUUACUUCCAGCGAAAGAGAUUUUGGACAAUUCCAUGCUCCCAACUUUAUGGGAACAGUUUGGGGAUGGCCACUUCCUGUUCCAACAUGUAUACCAGUGCACCAAGCAAGGUGUGUGAUUUCACAAAUGUGCUUCUGAAAGAAUGGUCAAAAAUGCCCAUAUACACACUUCUAAACCUUGUGGAAAGACUUCAAUGAAUUGAAUCUGUUAUAGCUGCAAACGGUGGACCAACGUAAUAUUAAGCCCUAUGGAUUAAGAAUAGGAUGUGACUGAACUUCAUAUGGGGGUCAAGGCAAGUGACUCAAUACUUUUGGCAAUAUAGUGUAUGUAAGUACCACUCUUUACCACUAGACGGUGGUGUGACAUGCAUUAAGAAGCACAACACACACACACACACACACACGCACACCGAGUUUUCCACGUCCCAUGCCCAAUUAUGUAUUAUGUCCAAUAUUUCAAUAUGUGGUUUAAAUGUUUUGCAUUUCUCAAUGUGACUCUAAAGAUGUGUUCCUAUGUCGUAACCCUGUAAGAUAUCUGUAGUGUGUGAAUUUAUAUCCUUUGCUGAUGUGUACUUUAACCCUAACUAUUUUCUAGUCAGAGCAGCUGAUGGAUCUGUAGGUGAUGUCAUGCUGUCUCUACCUUGAUGCACAAUAUAGCAUACAUGUUUUACAUUUUAUAUUCUUCAUAACAUUAUGACACAUUAUGCAUACUUUUGCCAUCAUUAAAGACAACUUAAUU